Messenger RNA from Cladocopium goreaui, 456 nucleotides. Lineage: Eukaryota; Dinophyceae; Suessiales; Symbiodiniaceae. The record is from the annotation of a GenBank genome assembly.
AUGUUUCGAAUGAAAGGACCGCAGAAAACUGAGGUCUUCGACUAUGAAGGUGAACGGUGCCUCGCUACUUUGCCUUUCUGUGCUGGUCGGGCUCCAUCCUUAUCGACCCUGCAGCAGGAAGCAGCGCGUGCGAAGGGCACGUCCGGCGAGCGCAUGAUGUUCCGCUCUGAGUCCCAGAAUGGUCCUAGCCUUGUUGUGAAUGAGGGCCACUUGCAAGAGCAUGCUCGCGAACAGCCUGGAGAUCUGAUGCUGAGACUCCGAAACCCUCCACGAGUCACACCAGGGCAAGACCAUGAUCCUUCUGCCAAUGAAACCGAUGGAACCCAUUUUGCAAUUUUUGGCCCAGCAGGACACGCGAAAUUGAGAAGUAGACUUGUCAUACUAUCCUUCCACUUGGGACUGGAGAUGCCCAGCUCCAUGUUGGGUCUUGAAACGGCUUCUAGGAAUCAUCGAUGA